AAACUUAAUUUUACACUGGCCUCAAAGGGUCAUCUAGCCCAGAAGAGCAGCAUUACUACAUAGACUUCAUGAUGUCACAAUUAAAUCAAACUGGAAUGACUGCGAUCCUAAAGACACUGACCUCAUGCUGUGAGUGACAUCUCAGUGCUCUUCAAACUAAUUUCACAUCAGGACCUGAAACAAGAACCCUGACUGUGCCAUAAUGACUAAUUCUAUAUUGGUGAGUGAACUGGAGCUGAGCAUGGCCACUGGAGGAACAGAGGGGUCCUGCUAUCGCUGUACUUUACCGUUUGGUGUGGUGCUCCUGCUGAUUAGCAUUGCUGUUACAGCUGUAGCCUACAGCUUCAACUCCCACGGCUCCACCAUCUCCAUCCUGGGGCUGGUGCUGCUCUCCUGCAGCCUCCUGCUGCUCUGCUUCACGGCGGUGUGCUGGAAACUCCGACGGGGCAAAGAGAUGGGAAUACGCUCGACAAGCCAGGGCACCCUGGUGGAGAGACUCAGUGACAGCUGCAAUUAAAACAGAUAAUGGAUAAAUCAGAAAUCAUUACGAAAUUCAUUACACUGUUUAUACAAAAGCAGAAUUUAACAUUUAGCUGAAAUAAUAUUUUGUACUUUUUUGUACUUAAUAUACUAUAUUACCUAAAAUUAAAAUAAAAUGUGAGUUUUGAAUUUAGGAUUAGAUUACUUAACUCAGUUAUUCAAAUUUAUUUACAAUCAAAUUCACAUCAUUCACAGUUGUCUAUUAAAAAGCAUGGUGAGAAAGUUGUUACUUUGGUGAAAUUUGUUAAUUAUAGAUUUAAUAGAAAUAGUUUAACUACAGAGGCAGCAAAACUGUACAUGAAUGCCAUGAUUUUAUCAACUAUACAAACUAGUUGGACACAAACAAAUGUUAGACAAACAAGACUUGUAAGUUUUAGAUAAUAAGUCACAUCAAAUCUCGCGAAGCAAACUCUCAUUAUUAAACUGUGCUAAUCCAAAUAUAUAUAUUUUUAAGAUUUCUAAUCUUUCUUAAUGGAAUAAAUAUCCACAGAAAUCACCAGUUUUUUUAAUAAUACUGCAGUUGCUAAUUUCAAUUUUAUUGGUUUUGGCAAGAAAAUAAAGCUUUUAUAACUAAA
Molecule: messenger RNA, 1115 nt
Organism: Astyanax mexicanus (Mexican tetra)
Lineage: Eukaryota; Metazoa; Chordata; Actinopteri; Characiformes; Acestrorhamphidae
Product: transmembrane protein 100-like
Exons: 2
Coding region: 203-517 (104 amino acids)
Biological process (GO): cellular response to BMP stimulus
Source: RefSeq, a predicted model, not a curated record